Messenger RNA from Symbiodinium pilosum, 253 nucleotides. The record is from the annotation of a GenBank genome assembly. NCBI's taxonomy places the organism in Eukaryota, Dinophyceae, Suessiales, Symbiodiniaceae.
GAUGGCAAAGACAAAGACAAACUCGCCGCAGGUGGCCCGGCGCCGUCCUACGUCUGGACUGGAAGCGGCGGCACUUGCGGUGGCAACCCUGACUUCUUUGCCGCGGCUAGCGCAUCCGCUGUGAACGACGUGCAGGUCAUCUGCGAUGGAUGCGAUGUCUCGCUCUCCCAUGAGCUCAUCGAUGAUGGCGGCUUCUGCGCAGAUUGCCGGGAAAAGGCCGCCACAGCCGCAGCAACAGCAGCCGGAAUCGAAG